Molecule: messenger RNA, 2526 nt
Organism: Entamoeba dispar SAW760
Lineage: Eukaryota; Evosea; Mastigamoebida; Endamoebidae
Product: cation-transporting ATPase, putative
Exons: 1
Coding region: 1-2526 (841 amino acids)
Biological process (GO): calcium ion transmembrane transport
Cellular component (GO): intracellular membrane-bounded organelle; membrane
Molecular function (GO): ATP binding; ATP hydrolysis activity; P-type calcium transporter activity
Source: RefSeq, a predicted model, not a curated record
AUGAUGUCAGGAACAAAAGUUACAGAUGGAAAUGGAAAAAUGCUUGUUGUUGCAGUAGGACCAAAUUCAUUAUGGGGAAAAACAAUGGAAUCAAUUAAUCAAAAUAAAAAUACACCAACACCAUUACAAGAAAAUUUAGAUGAACUUGCAAUUAAAAUAGGAUAUUUAGGAAUAGGAUGUGGAAUAAUAGUAUUUAUUAUUUUAAGUAUUUAUUAUAUAAUAUCACAAAUUACACAUAAAGAUGUAUUAAAAGCAGAUGAAAAGAAUGGAAUUAUUGAGGGAUGUCUUGAAUGUAAUGUUACUAGAGAAAAUCCAAAAUGGGAAGAAUAUUGUGAAAAAUAUUCAUUUGAUUGGAGUUCAUUAACAGGAAUUAUUGAUUAUUUUAUUAUUGGAAUUACUAUUAUUGUUGUUGCAGUUCCAGAAGGACUUCCACUUGCAGUUACUAUUUCAUUAGCAUAUUCAAUGAAACAAAUGUUUAAAGAUAAUAAUUUAGUAAGACAUUUAAAAGCAUGUGAAACAAUGUCAAAUUGUACUAAUAUUUGUUCAGAUAAAACAGGUACAUUAACAGAAAAUAGAAUGACAGUUGUAAAUGGAUGGUUUGGAGGAAUUAAAAUGGAAACAAGAGAUCAAAGAAUUGAAAUUACUAAAGAAUAUGAAGAAAUAAUUAAUAUGAAUAUUUCAAUUAAUAGUUCACCAUCUACAUCAUUAAUUGAAGAAAAAGGAGAAAUUAAUGUUAUUGGAAAUAAAACAGAAGGAGCAUUAUUAAUGUAUAUAAAAGAAAGAGGAGUUGAUUAUUUAGAAAUUAGAAAAAGAAAUGAAAAUAAUAUUUAUCAAAUGUUUGGAUUUUCAAGUACUAAAAAGAGAAUGAAUACACUUGUUUGGAUAGACAAACCAAAUACUAUUAGAAUGUUUACAAAAGGAGCACCAGAAAUGAUUUUAGAAAAAUGUAAAUAUUAUAUGAAUGAAAAAGGAGAAAUUAAAGAAUUAACAGAAGAAAUUAGACAAGAACUUGAAGAAUGUCAAAUAAAAUGGGCAUCUAAAGGAUAUAGAACAUUAUCAUUAUCAUAUAAAGACAUGGCACCAGCUAAUCCUAAUAAUUUAGAAGAAAAAUAUGAAAGUGCUAAUGAAGAAGGAUCUAUUUUAUUAAGUUUAUUUGGAAUUGAAGAUCCAGUAAGAAGAGAAGUUCCAAGAGCUGUUACUAUAUGUCAAAGAGCAGGAAUUAUUGUUAGAAUGGUAACAGGAGAUAAUAUAGCAACAGCAAGAUCAAUUGCACAACAGUGUAAUAUUAUUUCAAGAGAAAAUGAUAUUGCAAUAGAAGGACCUAAAUUUGCAGAAUUAACAGAUUCAGAAAUUAUUGAAAAAUUAGAAAAUCUUAGAGUUAUUGCAAGAUGUUCACCACAAGAUAAAGAAAGACUUGUUAAAUUACUUAUUAAUCAAGGAGAAGUUGUUGCAGUUACAGGAGAUGGAACAAAUGAUGUACCAGCACUUAAAGCAGCAGAUGUAGGACUUGCUAUGGGAAUUAGAGGAACUGAUGUAGCUAAACAAGCAUCAGAUAUUGUUAUUUUAGAUGAUAAUUUUCAAUCAAUUGUUAAUUCAAUAAAAUGGGGAAGAUGUGUUUAUGAUAAUAUUAGAAAAUUCCUUCAAUUCCAAUUAACUGUUAAUAUUUCAGCACUUUCACUUUGUGUUAUUGGUUCUAUAUUUAUUGGUGAAUCACCAUUAAAUGCACUUCAAAUGUUAUGGGUUAAUUUAAUUAUGGAUACUAUGGCAGCUUUAGCACUUGGAACAGAAAAACCAACAGAUUCAUUAUUAAAUAGAAAACCAUUUGGUAGAUUUAAUUCACUUAUUUCAAAUAUUAUGAUAAGAAAUAUUAUUAUUCAAACUAUUUAUCAAUUAAUUAUUAUGUUAUCAAUUGUUUUUGUUGGAAAAUAUAUUCCAUUCCUUAAUUCGCCUUGUGGUUUUGUUAAAAUUGUUGGUCAUUCUGGUGGUGAAGAUUUUAGUAAAUAUUGUGUUGGUGAUAAUAUUGGUUUUAAGAGUAUUAAUGAUGUUAAAAAUGAUACUAUUAAACUUCAAACUUUAAUAUUUAAUAUUUUUGUUUUUUGUCAAGUCUUUAAUGAAUUUAAUUCAAGAAAAGUAAAUGGUGAACAUAAUGUCUUUUCUAAUCUCUUUACAAACUUUAUUUUCUUAUCAAUUAUUGCUAUUACUAUUAUUGUUCAAUUUAUUAUUGUUCAAUUCCUUGGUAUUUUAUUUGAUGGUAUUCCUUUUAUUCCUUUACAAGGUCAAUAUGGACUUUCAUGGCAAGCUUGGUUAUUAUCUCUUCUUCUUUCUUUUAUAACUUUAAUCAUUGGUCAAAUUUCUUUCUUUAUUCCUGUACCUACAUCUAAACCAAAGAAAUUUAAAAAUAAACCAUCAUUCCUUACAAAAAUCCUUUGUUGUGGAUUUUGUGAUAAGAAAGAUAUUGUGACUUCAUCAUCUGAAAGUUCUGAUGAUGAUGAUGAUUUAGAAAAGAAAUCUCUUCUUAGUAAUUAA